GGUGUUGAUGGUCCUACUGGAGGUACGGGUUCAUCAGGUGCUACGGGACUUUCUGGUGCUACUGGCCAAACUGGUUCAAUAGGACCAUCAGGGGCUACUGGUAUUUCUGGAGUCUCUGGACCAACCGGUAAUAAAGGACCUACAGGCGCAACUGGAUCAAUCGGUGUUACGGGGGGACUUGGAAGAACUGGUCCAACGGGUGUAACUGGUCGGACUGGUGCAACUGGACUUACUGGUGUAUCAGGACCAACCGGGCACACUGGUCCGACUGGUGCCACUGGGGUCGUCGGAAAUAUCGGACCUACUGGGGCCACAGGAGUCACUGGUUUAGUAGGAUCAACUGGGAUAACUGGCUCUACUGGUCCUUCAGGAUCUACUGGGCAACCUGGCUCAACAGGAACAACAGGACAAGCAGGCAAUAUGGGGUCAACUGGGCCUACAGGACUUACGGGGCCAACUGGUUCUAAAGGGGAUUUAGGUGGCACUGGCCCUACUGGUUUACCUGGACAUACAGGUGUUACAGGGCCAACCGGAACAACUGGCUCACUGGGUAAAACAGGACCAACGGGUGCAACAGGCGUGUCUGGUUCUACUGGAUCAAGUGGACCAACUGGAUCCACUGGUUCAACUGGUACAACGGGGUCUACUGGACCAACUGGAAAAGCCGGACCAACGGGUAGCACAGGACCAACCGGGGCAACAGGGCAAAUAGGAACCACGGGGCCUACUGGAAUUAAAGGAGAUACUGGUCGUACUGGUCCUACUGGUAGCACUGGAACGCAUGGCGCAACUGGUAUAUCAGGAAGUACCGGACCUACUGGUAUUGUUGGACAAAUAGGCGGAACUGGGCCAAUUGGAAUUACAGGAAUAACUGGCGCUACGGGACCCGAUGGAGCGAUUGGACCGACAGGCCCCGAGGGCGCAACUGGUCCAACUGGAGUCGUGGAUUAUACUAAGCUUGAUUUGGACGAGUGUUUAUUGAACAAUGGAAAUUGUUCACACGUGUGUGUAAAUACUAUCGGAGAUUUUUACUGCGACUGUAAUACAGGUUAUAGAAUAGCAUCAGACAACAGAACUUGCGAAGAUGUCAUCGAGUGCGAUAUCAACAAUGGUGGCUGUGAACAGCAAUGUAGCAAUACAAUUGGGUCAUUUUACUGUAACUGCACCGAGGCCUUCUUUACACUUUCGGCCAACAGGCGAAGCUGUGAUGAUGUCAAUGAAUGUGUAACGGGCAAUCAUACAUGUUCAGGAUCCUUCCGCUGUGUCAACACAUACGGUGGAUUCGACUGUGUUAUAGACGCCGAUGCUUUUGAGGGAGCAACUGGCCCGUCGGGUGGGCCUAUGGGCGCCACUGGUCCUGCAGGCGCUACUGGUCUCACUGGAGAACGCGGGUUCGAAGGUAACACGGGUCCCGAAGGGCCCGUUGGAAUAGGAGCAACGGGCCCCGCGGGGUCAACUGGACCAACCGGUUCAAUAGGCUUAUACGGACCAUCGGGGGCAACAGGACCUAUUGGUGAAGUCGGGAUUGGGGCAACUGGUCCUGCUGGAGCGACUGGACCAUCUGGUGUAGGAGCUACUGGUCCGACGGGGCCCAACGGCACACUUGGAAUUGGUGCUACCGGAAAUACAGGUGCCACGGGUCCAUCGGGGCAAGAUGGACAGAACGGAAGUGCUGGUUCUCCAGGGGUGUUUGGUGCAACGGGUCCGACAGGUCCCCCUGGUCUUCCUGGUUCCAGCAAUUCAUCUGGGAACCCUAUUACUGCACCUAUUUCUAAUCUAGACUCUAAUUUGCGCACAUCGACUGAGCGAAUAACAACAAUUCUUUUAGUUUCCACCGUAACGGCAACUAUAGCAAUUUUGGUCAUAGCUGGCGUUGCGAUAAAAUUAUAUAGAACACAAAGGAGACAAAGAGAAGACAUUAACCAUUUAACCAGGAACAUUUCAAACAUAAAUACAGCAAUGGGAAUACGAAGUGUAAGUUAUGUUUCCAAAUCUGGUAGUGGUGCGACACCGACAAAGUCAAGUGCGCCCUCUAACGAGGAGUUGGGAGACGUCGAUUAUACUUUGUUUCGAGACUGUGAUGAAAUGCUAGUGCGACCAACAAUAGUAAAAUCUGUAGAAAAUAAUAACUCUAGUACAGAACCCAAUAGAAAUAUAAUCACUGAAUCACACCUCUAGCAAAUAAUAAGUCAAAUCCAUUUUGUUUGAUGUUCUCUAUAUCUAUUACUGAUGCCAUGGGCUUUCAACUAGAAAUUGAAAGCCCAUGCUGAUACCUGAAGCUCUCUGAUGCGGUAACUUAUAGCCUGAAUAUAUGCCGUGACAACCAGCUCCACAUCAUUGCAUAUCUAGUCCUUGCAUUUAAAAUGUCUUAUCCUACAUUUUUAAGUGAAGUGAAUUUUCCUUUAAUGAUACUUGUAUAUAUUUUUAAAUACUUGUUAAUAUUUUUAUAUAUUUAUAUGUUAAUAUGUUGUCGUUAUUUAUUUUAUAUAAUAGGUUUAUAUGAUAUCACUGUUUCAUGUUGAAGUAUAUUCUUUGUUUUGCAUGUCUAAAUUAUUCUAUCAUUGUUGAAUUUUAUUUAUUUUUAUCAUGUUAUAUCGAAAUCGCUCUCUGGAAAUUAUUACCUUUAUUUUUUACUUAAUGUUGUUAGUAUUUGUUGGUUUUAAAAUAAAGUAUAUUUUAUUUGAUGUA
Owenia fusiformis is the source of this 2688-nucleotide messenger RNA. NCBI's taxonomy places the organism in Eukaryota, Metazoa, Annelida, Polychaeta, Sabellida, Oweniidae. The record is from the annotation of a GenBank genome assembly.